This is a messenger RNA of Chaetomium strumarium, 416 nucleotides long. RefSeq lists its product as uncharacterized. The record is from RefSeq and is a predicted model, not a curated record. NCBI's taxonomy places the organism in Eukaryota, Fungi, Ascomycota, Sordariomycetes, Sordariales, Chaetomiaceae. The transcript has a single exon. The coding region runs from base 111 to 353 and encodes 80 amino acids.
GCUACCAUGUGCUAGAGAAAGCUGGCUGACCCAUAGAGAAGGGGAAAUUUUCCACCGAUGGAUGCCUUUUCUCGAGCCCCAUUUCUUGACUCGAAUCCUAACCGUUACCGAUGACCCCCCGUUUCUGCUGUUCUCCCGUGUUACUACUUUUGCUUUUCCGCCUAAGAAUGGCUAGAAUGGGAAAAAAGAAAGAAGGGGAAAGCAGCGUAGAAGUGGUUAGCCGCAUCCCUUCUUCUCAGAUACGAAAAGAAACCGCGAGCAUUCUGUACCGCAGAUGGCAGUCCCUAAUCAUCUUUUUAGAGGGUUUGCUGAUUAAAAUUUUUCCUCCUGAGAAGAGAUGCGAAGACGAAUAGCUGGAACGAAAAAAAAAGAAACUUGGCGAAAGAUCAAAACGUGCGGCGAAAUGUAAACUUCAG